CGCGCAAAGGCUGCCGGGAGCCGUGGUUCCUGUCUGUGCUGGAGAGAGGAGGGAGCGGGAAGCGUGUGUUUCCCAUGGUCCUCCGCGGAGCGCUGGCUCGCUCGCGCGCGGCCUCCCGGGAAGCGUAGUCCGCCUCCCUUCGGCCGGCCGUUCUGCUGAGUCUUGGCGGCGGUGGGGAAGGACUACCAAGAUGGCCACCGGCGACGGCGCCUGCGGGGAAAGCCGCGUACGGCAGCUCGGGGAGGCCACACUGCGCACGGGCGUCGGGCGUCGGGGCACACGCGGAGCGAGCGGCUGAGUCGGUGCCGCCGGCGCGGCUCCCCACCCCCUCCACCCGCAGGACGCCGGGAGAGGCUUCGGGCAGCGGCGCAGAGGAGGCUCGCGCAGGGGCGCGGCGCAAGAUGGAGGCGAACGGCGGCAGUAGCAGCAGCGGCAGCAGCAGCAGCGACUCGGCGCCGGACUGCUGGGACCAGGCGGACCUCGAGCCCGGCAGCGGCGGAGGAGGAGGAGGAGGAGGCCCGGCUGGCUCAGCCCCGGACGCCGACGAGGCGCCCAGCCCGGCCCUGCUCGACGCCGCCGCCGCUGCGGACGAGGAGCAGCAGCAGGAAGAGCAGCAGCAGCUGGGCGCGGCCUUCAGCCGGCACCUCAACGUCAACGCCAAGCCCUUCGUGCCCAAUGUCCACGCGGCCGUCUUCGUGCCGGCCUUCCAGAGGAGCGGGCCGGGCCCGGCCUCCGCGCCCGCCCCGGGCCUGCCGACGCCGCCUUCGCCCCCGCCGCCGGGCCUGCCGACGCCGGCCACGACGCCCCACGGGGCAUCUGUAGAAUCUCCACAAGAAGAACAGCGGCUGUCUUGUGAAGGGUCAAAUGCUGCCGUCAGUAUGGAUAUCUCAGAACCCGUUGUAGAAAACGGAGAAACGGAAAUGUCCCCCGAAGAAUCGUGGGACCACAAAGAAGAAGCCAUUGAACCUGAAUUAGCCAGUGGACCUUCUGGAGACGCCGGGCCUACUGAGGAGGGUGCCCAGGAAAUGAUGGAGGAGGAGGAGGAGAUACCAAAACCUAAAUCCAUGGUUGCACCGCCAGGUGCUCCCAAAAAAGAACAUGUAAAUGUAGUAUUCAUCGGGCAUGUAGAUGCCGGCAAAUCAACAAUUGGAGGACAAAUAAUGUACUUGACAGGCAUGGUUGAUAAAAGAACGCUUGAGAAAUACGAAAGAGAAGCUAAAGAAAAAAACAGAGAAACUUGGUACCUCUCCUGGGCCUUGGACACAAACCAGGAAGAACGGGACAAAGGCAAAACGGUGGAAGUGGGCCGUGCCUAUUUCGAAACGGAGAAGAAACACUUCACCAUCCUAGACGCUCCAGGACACAAGAGCUUUGUCCCCAAUAUGAUCGGGGGUGCUUCUCAAGCUGACCUGGCUGUGUUGGUUAUUUCUGCCAGAAAAGGAGAAUUUGAAACUGGUUUUGAGAAAGGGGGACAAACAAGAGAGCAUGCCAUGUUAGCAAAAACGGCCGGUGUGAAACACUUAAUAGUUCUUAUUAAUAAAAUGGACGAUCCAACCGUAAACUGGAGCAAUGAAAGGUAUGAAGAAUGUAAAGAGAAGCUGGUGCCAUUCUUGAAGAAAGUGGGCUUCAACCCCAAAAAGGAUAUUCACUUCAUGCCCUGUUCAGGACUGACCGGAGCAAAUCUCAAGGAGCCAUCGGACUUUUGUCCUUGGUAUACUGGACUACCAUUUAUUCCAUAUCUGGACAACUUGCCAAAUUUCAACAGAUCAGUGGAUGGACCAAUCAGGCUGCCAAUUGUUGAUAAAUAUAAGGAUAUGGGCACGGUGGUUCUGGGAAAGCUGGAAUCGGGCUCUAUUUGCAAAGGACAGCAGCUUGUGAUGAUGCCAAACAAGCACAACGUGGAAGUUCUCGGAAUCCUUUCUGAUGACGUAGAAACCGAAGCUGUAGCUCCAGGUGAAAAUCUGAAAAUCCGCCUGAAAGGAAUUGAAGAGGAGGAAAUCCUCCCAGGAUUUAUCCUCUGCGAUCUUAAUAACCUGUGUCAUUCAGGACGCACUUUUGAUGCUCAGAUAGUGAUAAUUGAGCACAAAUCCAUCAUCUGCCCAGGUUACAACGCAGUGCUGCACAUUCACACUUGUAUUGAAGAAGUUGAGAUCACAGCCUUAAUCUGUCUGGUAGACAAAAAGUCAGGAGAGAAGAGCAAGACACGGCCCCGUUUUGUGAAACAAGAUCAAGUCUGCAUUGCCCGUUUGCGGACGGCAGGAACCAUCUGCCUUGAGACGUUCAAAGACUUCCCUCAGAUGGGCCGCUUCACCUUGAGAGAUGAGGGUAAGACCAUUGCAAUUGGCAAAGUUCUGAAACUGGUUCCGGAGAAGGACUAAGCAUUGUUUUUGACAAGCCUGCACAAAUACUGUGAGGGGGAAACAAAAUUGACUCUGCAAAAGCCUACUUCACUUCGCCGCCUUCUUUUCUUCCCAUUGAUAAUCUCCUCCCUCUAUUUUGCAAAGACAAAUUCCACAGCAAAGGUCCACAUUAUGUCAGCUUUCUCAUAUUGAGAGCUCUGCUAUGCCACUGUUGAAUUCUCCCCAAAGUGUUUUUUUUUUUUUCUCCCCCUCCUCCUAAAUUCUGCUUCCUUGGAAAGAUUUGGCAAUAGCUUUGUAAGUGAUGUGGACAUAAUUGCCUAGAAUUAUGAAAAAUCUAUAGGAUUUAUGUUCCCCCCCCCCACCUCCCAGCAUAUUAAGAUCAUUUGGUGUGUGCGAGCGUGCGUGCACAUGUUACAAAGACAAUUACCAUGUUAAUAAACUAUUCAAUUUGAAAUCCUUUUUGGUAUCUUAAUUGCUUUUGAAAUAAUGUGUCUAUCCAAAUGUAACACUGGUGCGUUUGCUUUUAACCUGCCGAGUAAUCUGACGAUUCAGUUACUUUGGCUUCUCUAAACUCCCAAAGUCGUCCCUUUGCUGACCCCCUCCCCCGCCAAAUAUUAAAUGAAGCAAUUAGACAAUUGACAUAAAGAAUUGUACUAAAGAGAUUUUCUUUUGCCCUUUCCUUAUGGUGGUUAAAGGCUUAAAAUUAAAUAUAUUCCUGCAAGUAUGGUACUAUUUAAUUAGUGUUGCGUCACUUUAUAUCUACAAGAGUUAAGUCGACUUAACAUGAUUGUUUAAGUGCAGGAGGGAGUUAGAUCUACCAGUUAUGUCUGCUGAAAUCUAACAUCUGUGUCGCCAUCAGCCACCCACCCCCAGCAGAAAAGGCUAACCAGCAAAAUUAGUAGGACUGUUACAUAACAACUCUGGCAAUAAUGCUGGUAUGCAACGUUUGGUCUGAGAACGGAGUUCAAGUACCAGUUUAUGAUCUUUAUGAUCUGUUCUGUCUUUUUAACUUGGGGGACUGGCAAAUCCUUGGGUUGUUUUUUUUUUAAAUUGAAACUAGCCAAAUGAAACAGGCUGACAAUGAAUAACAUUCAGCUUGUAGCAGCUGGCUGAGGACUCACUCAAUGAAUACCACUUAUUUAAUCCAAAAGGUUUGUUCAUUUAAAAUUUUGAGAGUAGAAUCAAGCACAGUCUAUAAAUAUAUUAUUAUUAUUAUUAUUAUUUUGCAUAUCAAAGCCCUUGGAGCUAUAGGAAAGCAGAAGUGAAUAAGUUUCGUGGUUGGCAAGUUGAAGGAACAGAGUAGCAAACGUAUACUUUAUUCUUGGCUGUAAACAGAAUGUAGAUUCUAUAUUACCGUUGCUAUAAAGAAGAGAGCAGAAAGGGGGUACAAUUGUAACCAAAGGCUUUAAUGGCAGCCUCUUGUAUUGGGUUCCUUUUUAGAAAGCAGAUCAGAGAUGGUUCAAAACACUUCUCCGUCAGUUAAAUUCUUUGCGGUUGUAUGUUCCAAUAGUCACACGCCCUUACCCCCUUCUCCGAAAGUCAACAGUCAUGUGACUGUCAUUUUCCACCAAACUCUAAAUUUUAAAAUGUUUGGCCUUCUUUGGUUUCUUUGUAACUCUGGAAUUUUCAUCCAUUUCACUUAAGGCUAUAUUGUAUGGACGGAGCUAAGUUGAUUGUCCUUCAAUUUCAUAUGACUACACUUGUAGCUACCGUAAUGCAUGAAAUUUAAAUAAAUUUUAUUAUGUCUGCAAAA
This is a messenger RNA of Hemicordylus capensis (graceful crag lizard), 4113 nucleotides long. RefSeq names its product G1 to S phase transition 1 (gene GSPT1). Gene Ontology annotation, molecular function: GTP binding; GTPase activity; translation release factor activity. NCBI's taxonomy places the organism in Eukaryota, Metazoa, Chordata, Lepidosauria, Squamata, Cordylidae. Gene Ontology annotation, biological process: translation. The transcript is spliced from 15 exons. Gene Ontology annotation, cellular component: translation release factor complex. Bases 402 to 2378 code for a protein of 658 amino acids. The record is from RefSeq and is a predicted model, not a curated record.